AGGGAGAAGGCUUUGAGAGCUUCUCAAUCUCCACAAUUUGCAAAGUGAAUUCUACUAUAAGUCUGUUGACCCAACGAACAAUAUUCCUAUGGGUCCACAAGAUAAAACUAACCAUUACUCUCUUUUAGCCUCUCUUAUUCUUUCUAGUUUCUAGAGUAAACCUCGAGUCCCGGGGUCUUAUCAGAAUCUCUUAGAAGUCUCUGUUGCAGUCUUGCAGAACUUCAUGUUAUGCAUGAGGUUAAGGAGAAAACCAUGGUACAUCUGGAUAGAACUAUGGGAAUACUAAUUCGUGCGAGGAAUGGAUGAGGCUAGUCGGCAAUGCCUCAUCAACAAAAUUUUCUAUUACGGCGAAGUCCAUGAUCGUACCUAAGGUUUCUCCUAAAUUGGGUCUUUUGGGCUGAUGGCUUUGUAAUAGGUUAUAAUUCCAACCUCGUGUUUGGAUUGAUUUCGUUUGUAAGUCCUAUUACAUAUUCUUCCCAUCGUUAUCAACCUAGGAAACAGCCAACAUUCCCAUCGAAAUUACCAUCAAACUAACUUAAUAAUUUGAAUUUAGAGAAGCAAGAUAAAUGGUGGAUAAUAUGAAGGGAAAAAGAAAAGAAAAAGUGUUACUGUUAGUGUCCACUAUUUCUCCUUCCUUACAAUCAACUUCGAAGUCGGACGGCUUUCUUCUUGGAGGUUCCAUGUCCUUCUGAAUUGGCAGCGUUACGGUGGUUGCUGCUCUUCCAACUAUGGACCUCAUCGACUCGAUGGACCACGCAACUCCGCUGCUUACCGACAUGGUUGACGGUGCCGUUGAUUAUAAAGGUCAACCUCUCCUCAGAUCCUCCUCCGCCACUUGGAGAUCCGCAUCUUUCAUCAUAGGGAUGGAGGUUGCUGAGAGAUUUUCUUUCUACGGAAUUGGCGCCAACCUCAUAACCUACUUGACAGGCCCACUUGGCAUUUCCGUCGUUGCGGCCGCCGAGAUUGUCAAUGUUUGGGCUGCCACCUCCAUGCUCCUCACUCUCUUUGGAGCAUUUCUUGCUGAUUCCUUCUUCGGACGAUACCGUACUAUUGUUUUUGCAUCUAUUUCAUACAUCUUGGGACUGGGGUUGUUGGUUCUGUCUACGCUACUUCCUACUCCAAGCUCCUCCAUCUGCGCAAUCCUCAAUAAAUUCACACCCUGUUCCUCUCCCAAGCUUCACCUCAUUUUAUUCUUCUUAUCUCUGUGUCUAAUUGGAAUAGCACAGGGUGGGCACAGGCCCUGCGUCCAGGCUUUUGGAGCCGAUCAGUUUGAUCCCCAAAAUCCCCAAGAGGCCAAAUUCAAGAGCUCCUUCUUCAACUGGUGGUAUUUUGGUGCGUGCUUUGGAAUCGUAGCAGCCAUUCCGACUGUAUCAUAUGCGCAGGAAAAUCUUAGUUGGGCUGUGGGAUUUGGAAUUCCUUGUGUUUCAAUGCUCACUGGUUUCAUUCUUUUUCUACUUGGGACCGAGACUUAUCGAUUUAAUACCCUGAAGCAAUCGGAUAAGAGCCCGUUUUGGAGAAUUGGUCGGGUGUUUCUGGCUUCUAUUAGGAAUUUGAGAGCUUCUGCCUCAACAAUCACCUUUCAAGACGAGCAAACUGCCAAAUAUUUGUCUACUUCUCAACAAUUCAAGUUUCUCAACAAAGCUUGUAUUAUUGUUCCCAUUGAUUCGAACCAAAAUGCAAUGACGUGUAGCGUCAGUGAGCUUGAAGAAGCAAAGGCAAUUCUCAGAAUUCUUAUAAUAUGGGUUACAGUUGUUGUGUUCACCAUUGCGUUCUCACAAGAUGCCACCUUCUUCACCAAACAAGCAGCUACAUUGGACAGAUCAAUCAUGUCGGGUUUCAUCAUUCCUGCCGCUUCACUGGAAGCACUUAUUUCUUUCACAAUCGUUAUCUUUAUCGUGGUCUAUGAUCUUUUGUUUGUUCCCAUUGCCAAAAAAGUUACAGGAAAUCCGUCUGGCAUAACGACAUUGCAAAGAAUAGGAACUGGGAUGGUCAUAUCUACUAUCUCUAUGGCGGUGGCUUCUCUGGUUGAGAAAAAACGUUUGAAAACCGCACUCGAUCAUGGACUGGUUGAUACACCUGAGAUGACAAUUCCAAUGAGGUUCUGGUGGUUGGUUCCUCAAUAUGUGUUGAAUGGUUUGGCUGAUGUUUUUACGGUGGUUGGGCUUCAAGAGCUGUGCUACGAUCAAGUUCCAAAGGAUUUGAAAAGUGUUGGGCCUGCCAUUUUUAUCAGUAUACUUGGUAUGGGAAACAUCUUAAGCAGCCUUUUGAUAUCGGUCAUCGAUACAGCAACUAAAGCCAAUGGGCAUCGCAGCUGGUUUUCUAACAAUCUUAACAAAGCACAUCUUGAUUACUUUUACCUCUUAUUGGCCGCCCUUAGUGUUUUUGGCUUCGUUGCCUUCCUUUUUGUUGCCAAAUCCCACGUUUAUAACAGCGAAAUGAAGGAAGAGUAUGGUGGACACGAGGGCUUCACCCAACUGUCCGUCUCUGCUUCUAAUAAAUUACGACGGGGAUGGAUGAGUUUCAUUUCAAAUUUCGAUUCCCAAUUCCCGUAUAUGGAUGAUUCGCUGAUCUUAAACGACGCUGCCCCGGACAACCGACGAUCACAGUCGGGAGGGUGGAGAGCGGCGGGGGUGAUAAUUGGGGUUGAAAUUGCGGAGCGGUUCGCAUUCUUCGGGAUAAGCACCAAUCUGGUAAGCUACUUGACGGUGGAGAUGGGACAGUCCAUGGCCGACGCGGCCCAGAAUGUAAAUCUGUGGGUUGGAACCGCUUCUUUGCUCCCACUGCUUGCCGCCUCUUUCGCCGAUUCCUUCCUCGGACGCUACCUUACAAUUAUCCUCGCCUCCGCUCUUUACAUCCUGGGACUUGGCCUGCUCACACUCUCAGCUAUACUUGCUUCACCAAGCAGUUUCCAGGGUUCUGGCUCUGCUGCCUCGGGAGCUUCAUCUCGGCCUGUUCUCCAUGUCUUGUUCUUCUUCACUUCUUUGUACUUGGUUGCAUUUGCACAAGGUGGUCACAAGCCUUGUCUUCAGGCAUUUGGUUGUGAUCAAUUUGAUGGAGAAGAUCCUCAAGAAUGCAUAGCCAAAUGCUCCUUCUUCAACUGGUGGUACUUUUCCACUACUCUUGGAUCCUUCAUUGCUCUCAUCAUUUUAAGCUAUAUUCAAGAUAAUCUCGGUUGGGGUCUGGGCUUCGGCAUUCCCUGCAUCUCCUCCUUAGUUGCCCUCCUCGUCUUCUUACUUGGAACUCACACUUAUCGGUUCGGUAAGAUAGCUAACGAUGAAGAGAAACCAUUCAUGAGAAUUGGUCGGGUUUUUUUCAAUGCGGCUCGAAACUGGAGAACAAAAUCUUCGGAGAUUGAUAUUUUAGAGGAAGGUCAAGACGCAAUGCUUUAUCAAAGAUCUGGACAAUUGAGGUUCCUUAACAAGGCUUUGGUUGCUCCAAUGGACUCCGAUGAAGAUGGGAAUACGUGUAACAUAGUCGAGGUUGAGGAAGCAAAGGGCAUCCUAAGGCUCAUCCCCAUUUGGAUAGCAAGUUUGAGUUAUGCCAUCGUUUUAUCACAAUGUUCAACCUUCUUCGUCAAGCAAGGUGCCACCAUGGACAGAUCAAUCACACCAAGCUUCAAAAUACCCGCUGCUACAAUCCAAUGCUUUGGCUGCAUUGCUGUUGUGUUCUUUGUUCCGAUCUAUGACCGACUUCUGGUUCCAAUAGCGAGAAUAUUCACCCUCAAACCCUCUGGAAUCUCAAUGCUCCAAAGAAUUGGAGUUGGGAUGUUCAUAUCCACUCUUUCAAUGGUGGUGGCCGCUCUUGUUGAAGUGAAAAGGCUAGCAGUCGCUCGAGCACAUGGGUUAACUCAAAACCCAAACUCUACAAUUCCUAUCACCAUCUGGUGGCUAACUCCUCAGCUCCUCCUCCUGGGAGUUUCGAGCGUUUUCACAAUGGUAGGUUUGCAGGAGUUCUUCUAUGACCAAGUUUCGAGCGAGGUAAAGAGUGUGGGACUUGCACUAUAUCUGAGCAUCUUUGGCGUCGGGAAUUUACUUAGCGGUAUUCUUGUAUCCGUCAUAGAAGAUGCAACUGGGGGAGACGAUGGAAGAGGUGGGUGGUUUGCUAACAACAUAAACACGGCGCAUCUUGAUUACUUCUAUUGGCUUCUUGCUGGCAUUGGUAAGGUAGGAUUACUUGCAUAUAUGUAUUUUGCUAACUCCUAUGUAUAUAAAUACAAUGUAGAAAGAUCAACGGUUUAAUCCUCAUCUCCAUCAAAACGUGGCUCCUAUAUUUUUUAACUCAAAAAUUAAUGAUCACAUGAACACAAAAAUAACCCUAAACUUAUCCUUUCAAGUA
Molecule: messenger RNA, 4335 nt
Organism: Cucumis sativus (cucumber)
Lineage: Eukaryota; Viridiplantae; Streptophyta; Magnoliopsida; Cucurbitales; Cucurbitaceae
Exons: 7
Coding region: 729-4238 (1169 amino acids)
Biological process (GO): transmembrane transport; dipeptide transport
Cellular component (GO): membrane
Molecular function (GO): dipeptide transmembrane transporter activity; tripeptide transmembrane transporter activity
Source: RefSeq, a predicted model, not a curated record